Messenger RNA from Capsicum annuum, 1066 nucleotides. Its product is annotated as tropinone reductase 1. Bases 69 to 854 code for a protein of 261 amino acids. The transcript is spliced from 5 exons. NCBI's taxonomy places the organism in Eukaryota, Viridiplantae, Streptophyta, Magnoliopsida, Solanales, Solanaceae. Gene Ontology annotation, molecular function: oxidoreductase activity. The record is from RefSeq and is a predicted model, not a curated record.
CAAAGCUUUAAAACCUAACUUCCAAGUUGUUGCAAUUGAAAAAAAAAAUUAUUGUAGAACAACUAGAAAUGGGAGAAAGAUGGAGUCUCACAGGCACCACAGCCCUUGUCACUGGUGGCUCCAAAGGCAUAGGGUAUGCAAUAGUGGAGGAAUUGGCAAAUUUUGGAGCAAGAGUUUAUACUUGUUCACGUGAUGAAAAGGAACUUCAAGAAUGCCUUGAAAUUUGGAGAAAUAAAGGACGUAAAGUUGAAGGUUCUGUUUGUAAUUUAUUAUUUCGUACUGAACGUGAGAAACUUAUGCAAACUGUUGCAAAUGUAUUUGACGGAAAGCUCGAUAUUCUGGUCAAUAAUGCUGGUGUAGUGAUACAUAAGGAAGCUAAAGAUCUCACAGAAGAAGAUUACAAGAUAGUUAUGGGAACUAAUUUUGAAGCUGCUUUUCAUUUAUCCCAAAUUGCUUAUCCAUUUUUGAAGGCUUCUCAAAAUGGAAAUAUUAUUUUUGUUUCUUCUAUUGCUGGACUUUUGGCCAUGCCUUCUGUUUCUCUUUACUCUGCUUCCAAAGGUGCGAUAAAUCAAAUAACAAAGAACUUGGCAUGUGAAUGGGCCAAGGACAAUAUUCGAGUCAAUUCAGUUGCUCCAGCAGUUAUUCUUACCCCACUUGUUGACACUGGAAUUAAGGAAAAUCCUCAAAUAAAAAAAGAAAUAGACAGUUACGUUGCCAGGACUCCUUUGGGCCGUGCCGGAAAGCCCGAAGAAAUCUCUGCAAUAAUAGCUUUUCUUUGUUUCUCUGUUGCUUCAUAUAUUACGGGUCAAAUUAUAUAUGUUGAUGGUGGAUUCACAGCUAAUGGUGGAUUUUAGAUGUAACGCCUAUAUUUAUGUACUUUAGUAUAGUGUUUUAAAUGUAACACCUAUUUAUGUACUAAAGCAGUUUACAUUCAACUAAAGAAACUUGGGAGAUAGAAGAUCUAUCAAUUCAGACAUUAAAUAUGAUGUGAUUAAUUAUUUUUGUUUUUCUAUAUACACACUGAACGUAUUGUAUUGUAUGACAGAGGUGUACAACUUAGUAUUGA